UUCGCAAACUCCCUUUACCUCCUCUACGAGCCUCCACGGCCUUGCCCUGCGCCGCUCGCCCGCCGCGCAACCACAAGAACAUCAAAUGCGGCUGUUCCAUGAAGAGACAGGCCCGUCAUGGGCCUGUCAGAGGUAUAGCAGUACAUAACAGCACUAACGACGCCGCAAAAGUGUCGUUAGUGUGCUCACGAAGGACGCGGAUGCAGGGUAGAGGGCUAGCGCGGCCGAGAGGCUGCAUAAAAGGUACGUUGUAUGUCUUAUCCGCUCUGCUGACCCUCCUCACAGCCCAACUCACCACCCUCAUCCGUGUGGCUCUCACCGCGUGUCGCAGCCCUCUCCGCUCAUCCCGCCGCAUUGCCACUGCGUGCCAGGUUCCCACUGCAGUCGCUGUUCCCAUCACCAUCAGAGGAACACAGCGCCGCCGCCACUGCGUCUGCCCCCCCCACUCCCGUCAACCCUUCGUGUUCACGCUCAACGUGCCGACAGACGCGGCGGGGGCUACCGCGUCGACGAGAGUAGCGCUUCCUCCCCGAUCGCUCCCGCGCUGUAUACCGUAUCUUCCGAACCACGCCCGGUGACGGCUCCGUCCGAACGUGAAGUCGCGCCAACAAUGCUUGUGUUAGCUUUGACUGCGGCCUUCCUUAUGUGUCUUCCCUAACGUCUGUGUUUGUUCAGCCUCGGCCACAAC
This is a messenger RNA of Rhodofomes roseus, 688 nucleotides long. RefSeq lists its product as uncharacterized. The annotation marks the transcript as partial. The record is from RefSeq and is a predicted model, not a curated record. The transcript has 4 exons. NCBI's taxonomy places the organism in Eukaryota, Fungi, Basidiomycota, Agaricomycetes, Polyporales, Fomitopsidaceae.